This is a messenger RNA of Camellia sinensis, 1496 nucleotides long. The record is from RefSeq and is a predicted model, not a curated record. NCBI's taxonomy places the organism in Eukaryota, Viridiplantae, Streptophyta, Magnoliopsida, Ericales, Theaceae.
AAGAGUAAUGGAUAUCUGAUGGUUUCAAGCAAUGGAGGACUGAACCAAAUGCGAGCCGGAAUUUGUGACAUGGUUGCUAUUGCAAGCUACAUAAAUGUCACACUAAUAGUUCCUGAACUUGACAAAACCUCCUUUUGGAAUGAUUACAGUGAGUUCAAGGAUAUAUUCGACGUGGAUUAUUUCAUCACGUCCUUAAGAGACAAGGUUAAGAUACAGAGAGAGCUGCCUCCAAAUCUGAAGAAAAUAGUGGAGAUGGGCACAUUUUACUCCUAUUAUAGUGUUAGCUGGUCUAACAUGUCCUAUUAUAGUAACACGGUGAAGAAGGAAACAUUACUUAAACCCUCAGAGCUAUUGCCCUUCCAGAACCAUUCAUCUCAAAUGGCAGCAUUGGAUUAUAUUGUUUCGGUUGAGAGUGAUAUAUUUGUCGCAACAUAUGGAGGCAACAUGGCAAAAGUUGUUGAAGGCCAUAGAAGGUUCCUGGGAUUCAAGAAAACAUUGGAUCCAAACAGAAAGAUUGUGGUGAAUCUGACAGACAAGUACAACAAAGGAAAAUUAAAGUGGGAAAAGUUUUCAGCUGUGAUGAAGGAAGCUCAUGCAAACAGGUGGGGGAAGCCGGCGGAUAGAGUUGUGAUUCCUGGAAAACCAAAGGAUGAGGACUACUUCUGUGAGUUCAAGGAUAUAUUCGACGUGGAUUACUUCAUCACGUCCUUAAGAGACAAGGUUAAGAUACAGAGAGAGCUGCCUCCAAAUCUGAAGAAAAUAGUGGAGAUGGGCACAUUUUACUCCAUGCCACCAAUUAGCUGGUCUAACAUGUCCUAUUAUAGUAACACGGAAUUGGUAGAUCUGCAACAAAUAUGUAUACAUCUCUUUAAUAUUAAUAUUAACAGGUAUGCUUAUCCAUGGUGGAAAGACAAGGUUAUAAACUCUACGAAGAAAAGAAAAGCAGGGCUGUGCCCUAUGACUCCGGAGGAAGCGGCUUUGACAUUGCGAGCACUGGACAUUGAUCGAAACAUCCAGAUUUAUAUUGCUGCUGGAGAUAUAUAUGGAGGAAAGACAAGGUUGGCGAGUCUAGCAGCAGCUUUUCCAAAUUUGGUGAAGAAGGAAACAUUACUUAAACCCUCAGAGCUAUUUCCCUUCCAGAACCAUUCAUCUCAAAUGGCAGCAUUGGAUUAUAUUGUUUCGGUUGAGAGUGAUAUAUUUGUCGCAACAUAUGGAGGCAACAUGGCAAAAGUUGUUGAAGGCCAUAGAAGGUUCCUGGGAUUCAAGAAAACAUUAGAUCCAAACAGAAAGAUUGUGGUGAAUCUGACAGACAAGUACAACAAAGGAAAAUUAAAGUGGGAAAAGUUUUCAGCUGUGAUGAAGGAAGCUCAUGCAAACAGGUGGGGGAAGCCGGCGGAUAGAGUUGUGAUUCCUGGAAAACCAAAGGAUGAGGACUACUUCUGGUCCAACCCACAAGAAUGCUUAGCUCCACCUUCACCCUCACCCUCCACUUAAAA